Messenger RNA from Myotis davidii, 336 nucleotides. RefSeq names its product 40S ribosomal protein S15. Gene Ontology annotation, molecular function: structural constituent of ribosome. The record is from RefSeq and is a predicted model, not a curated record. Gene Ontology annotation, cellular component: ribosome. The transcript has a single exon. Gene Ontology annotation, biological process: translation. Bases 1 to 336 code for a protein of 111 amino acids. NCBI's taxonomy places the organism in Eukaryota, Metazoa, Chordata, Mammalia, Chiroptera, Vespertilionidae.
AUGGCGGAAGUGGAGCAGCAGAAGCAGCGGGCCUUCCGCAAGGUCACCUACCUUGGCGAGGACCUUGACAGGCUGGGCGAGCAGUGCCGGGGCAGAGCAGCUGAGGCAGCCCUGGGAGCCCGGCGUUGGCUCCAAACACAGCCUUGGGGGCUUCCUACUUUCCCAGUGGCCAGGAAGGAGGCGGGGCCCCCGGAGAAGCCGCAGGUGGUGAAGGUGCACCUGUGGGACGUGACCAUCUCGCGGGAAUGGUGGGCUCCACAAGGGCAAGACCUGCAACAGGUGGAAAUCGUGUCCCUGGCAAGGGGACCACCCGCUCCUUGUACCCACAACCUCUAG